Molecule: messenger RNA, 2689 nt
Organism: Taeniopygia guttata (zebra finch)
Lineage: Eukaryota; Metazoa; Chordata; Aves; Passeriformes; Estrildidae
Source: RefSeq, a predicted model, not a curated record
CGUGCGGCGGGGCCGGCGGGCGGGCGGGCGCUGCCGGGCCCGGCUCCUUGCUGGGCGGGCAUCUGCAGUGCGGCCGUGUGGGGCGGCGUGCCAGGCCCCCGCGAGUCGGAGGAGCCUGCUCCAGCUGUGGCGGGGGUACAAGUAGAGUGCCAGAGCAGCGAGCAGCUCUCCUUCCCUCCGGCCCCGCUCCCGGGAGCGGCCCUGUGCUGAGGGAGCGUCUGGCCGCGACGCCGCUGAAGCCCUCUCAUAAUGCUGCUGCACGUGCUUAUGCAUAAAUAAAUAAAUAAGUGCUUUUCUAAGGACUACGUUCUGGAAAAUGCCGGGAGGAGGUGGUUUCGCAAAGCCAAAGCGCUUUAAGUUGCGUACCUAUGAGUUCCCACACAAGCAAGCAACAUAACACAAAAGAUAGAAAUAAAGGAAUAUUAAGCGUUUAUCCUAAUUUUUGCAUGCUCAUAUACAAGUAUUGUUGUGAUUAGGAGAUGGGGGUGGGUAGUCCAUUGAUCUCAUAAGUUUGAGAAACGGUGGAAUAUGGUAAUGACGGCUAAUGAGCAUUUAGCAAUAUCACAGUGAAACUGUAUUAAUCAGACUCAUAUUCUUUUUCAUUUUCAUUUUUGUAUAUUUGGAUGGGUUUUCUUCCUUAGACCAAAGAAGAAAGAAUAGUUGUCCUGGAAACUGAAAAUGCUGUCCUUCAUCUAAAACUUGCAGAGUGCUUUCUGCAUUAAAUCUGAUCUCCUGAGACACUUAAUCCAGCUGUGUAACCAGCCCUUUUCCCUAAGUUAAGGCACAGUUUUAACCUUUCAGAUCCACCUCAAGCAUAAGUAAGAGGAUUCAGUAUCAAGGGUUGGCCGGAAGAUGUACUAGUGAAGUAUUGCAGCUCUAUGCUGCUCAUGGCCAACAGAUGAAAUUUCAGAGGAGUUCUGCUGUAACCCAGCUCCAUGUAGCAAUAAAGAGGCUUAAGCAAGACCUGAAGAGCCUUCAUUCAUUUGCUCUUGAGCUUUCAAAAGACUUUCAACGUCAAAGCAAGACUUGUCUUUACCAAGUUCUGGCAGCAGUUCAGGGGAUACAGCUGCAGAAUGAAGCAAUGCAAAUGUUUCAGAUAAAAGCUUUUGAUCUUGAGCAGUCUCUACAAGAGGUGACAGAGAGAUAUGAGAAAGAAAAGCAGAAGAGGAAGGCUCUACAUAACAGCUUAAUUGAACUGAGAGGAAAUAUCAGAGUCCACUGCAGGAUUCGACCGUUGCUACCUUUUGAUGAUGCUGCUGGACAUUCACAAGACAGGCAGAGAAGCUUUUCAGAAAAAGUGGCAUAUGCAGCUGAUGAUGAAACCAUCCUUGUCAAGUGUAGCCGACCUGGUCAUGCCUCAGUAAACAAGACUUUUCAGUUUGAGAGAGUUUACAAUGAUUUGGAGUCUCAAGAUGCAAUAUUUGCAGAUGUGGCCCCUUUGCUAACAUCUCUUCUGGAUGGGUACAAUGUGUGUAUCAUGGCUUAUGGGCAAACUGGAAGUGGGAAGACAUACACAAUGUUAGGACCACAGUUAGAGGGGAACUUAGCAUUCACCACAGAAGAGGAAUCAGAACUUGGAAUUAUUCCUCGAGCUACCCAAGAAGUGUUCAGGCUUCUUUCAGAAAAGCCACCAGGAAGUUACUGGGUUGAGGUUUCUGUUGUAGAAGUGUAUAAUAAUGAAAUUUUUGAUCUUCUGGCCAAAGACAGCUGUGGAAAAGUGUUUGGCAUCAAGCGUGAUGUUGUCACAACCAGAGAAGGGAAGAGUGAUGUGCCAUUACUGACACAUGAGACUGUUGAAAAUGCAUCUGAAUUUUUGCAUCUUGUCAACAAAGGUCUACAUCUGAGAGUCACUCACCCAACACUGGUGCAUGCUCAUUCCUCUCGUUCUCAUCUGGUAGUGACAUUGAACAUAACCACAGUUGUCUUUGGAGAUAACUUUGGUAUUUUAUGGGAAGAUGAACAAACCAGUCAGAGAAUAAAUAAAGAGGCUUCCUUCACCUUUACACAAAAAAUGAGAGACAAUAUAUCCACCUCUUCUUCCAGAGCCUCUUCACCAGUGCAGCUUGAAGCAACUGAGAAAAUGAAGCAAGUCAAAACAAGACUGCAGCUGGUGGACCUGGCUGGGAGCGAGUGUGUCGGUAUGUCUGGAGUGACAGGGGCAGCGCUGAGAGAGACCUCCUUCAUCAACCGCAGCCUGUCCGCCCUGGCCGACGUUCUGGGAGCAAUAGCAGAGCAGCGAGCUCACAUCCCAUACCGGAACAGCAAACUUACACAUCUGCUUCAGGACUCCGUAGGAGGUGAUGCUAAACUGUUAGUGAUGCUGUGCAUCUCUCCUGGCCAAAAGUACUUAACAGAAUCAAUGCAGUCUCUGGGAUUUGGAACUCGUGCUCGGCAAGUUCAGAGAGGACAAGUCAAGAAGAAAAAUUUCCCAGUGCCUAGUAAAGGAAAAUAAAACCUAAGACUCCUAUGGAUUAAAGUAUCAUUAAUGAGUUCCUCAGACUGAAAUGUAUAUUGUUGUCCUUAAGCCAUUCUUUUAGAUAUCAACUGCCAGUUAAAAUAAACAAUCCUCACCAUGGCAUUAGUAAGCAAUAAACCUGCUAAUGAUGCUCUUGCGCCAGAGAUAAUAGCAAGUAUUGACAACAGCUACCCACCCUGGUAGAAUAGUAGAGAAAUAAACUGGCCUAUAAGA